AUGGUCCUUGACCAAUGCAAAAUUCCAUGGAAACUUCACAAAGACAUCACCCUUAUCCAAAAGAUAGUAAGGCAGCACAAUAUCAAGGUCAUGCACUGUUAUAGAGAAGGGAAUGGAGUCGCUGAUCUUCUUUCCAAGCAUGCUAAUUCUGUGACUCGCAGCGUUAUUUACACUAAUGAGAAUGACCUCCCUCCUGAAAUUAGAGAUGUUGUUAGAGUUGAUAGAAUACAAGUUCCAGCCUUCAGGUUAAAGGCAAAGAAACACUCAGGAUGGUUAAGAUAUCCAUGGGGCUUAAAUUCAGUAAGAUGGGUUGGAAUUGGAACUGGUGGAAGUACCAUGGUUAUAUGGUCCAAACCGGAAGGCAACUUCUGGAAGCUAAACACUGAUGGGAGCUACAUUGCUAAUCAAGGCAAGGUUAAAGUUGGGGACAUUGAUAGGAACAAAAAUGGACAUAUGGUGAUGGCCUUUGCGUCACCAGUCCAAUUCUUGACGAACAACUAUUCAGAGGUCCAAGCAGCCUUACAAGAAAUACAGUGGUGUUGUGCUCGAAAUUGCUUCAACUUUACCUUGGAGAUAGAUUCGCUACUGGUUGUAAAUAUGGUCCUUGACCAAUGCAAAAUUCCAUGGAAACUUCACAAAGACAUCACCCUUAUCCAAAAGAUAGUAAGGCAGCACAAUAUCAAGGUCAUGCACUAUUAUAGAGAAGGGAAUGGAGUCGCUGAUAUUCUUUCCAAGCAUGCUAAUUCUGUAACUCGCAGCGUUAUUUACACUAAUGAGAAUGACCUCCCUCCUGAAAUUAGAGGUGUUGUUAGAGUUAAUAGAAUACAAGUUCCAGCCUUCAGGUUAAAGGCAAAGAAACACUCAGGAUGGUUUUUGCAGUUAAGUGAAGAAAAAUAUCUUCUCUUUCUCUGCCUCAUGUCUCAGCUGAUUGAACGGAAUAUAGAACUAAAAUUGGUGUAUAUAUCAGGCAAUACACAAGACAUAUUGCAAAGCCAUUUUCACAAGAACAUUAAAUUUGGAUUCAUGCUUAUAAUCCUAAUGAUGGUUUCAAUGGCUAUCUCCAUAUUUACUUUUGUGGUUCUAACAAUAAGAGCAGCAAGAAGAGAAAUGUAUUUGUGUGCAGCACUUAUAAAGCAAAUGGAAGCAACUCAACAAGCAGAAAGGAAAAGUAUGAACAAAAGCACUGCAUUUGUUCUUGCAAAUCAUGAUAUUAGAGCUUCUCUUGCUGGAAUUAGUGGAUUAAUUGAGAUGUGUCGUGCCAAUGCUUCGCCAAAAUCCGAAUUGCAGAAGAAUUUGAAUCAUAUGGAAACUUGCACAAAUAAUCUUUUAGCAAUAUUGAAUUCUAUUCUUGAUCAAAGCAAGAUUGAAGAAGGGAAGAAGCAACUUGAGCAAAAAGAAUUCAACAUGGAAGAUCUACUAGAAUAUGUUGUCAACUUAUUUUAUCCAAAAGGAGCAAUGAAUAAUGUAGAUGUGAUACUAGAUCCAUGUGAUGGCUCUAUCAAAAGAUUUUCUCGCGUUAAAGGAGAUAAGACAGAACUAGAACGGAUCUUGACUAACUUGUUGAGUAAUGCAGUUAAAUUUACCUCAGAGGGGCACAUUACUCUUCGAGUUUGGGCUCGAAAACCUGGUUUUGAUCAAAGCUCCAUUAGUUCUGCUCCAAAUACAAGUAAUUCUGGUAUUGGUUGUAUGUUAUGUUUACUUUUGCACAAUAAUAAUGAAGUUUCUGCUGAAUUUCAAGUACAUAAAAAAGUCGAGAACGAUCCCAACUGCGUGGAAUUCAUAUUCGAGGUGGAAGAUACAGGGAAAGGAAUACCUAAAGAGAAACAUAAGUCUGUAUUUGAGAAUUAUGUUCAAGUGAAUGAGACGACUUCUAACCACGAACAACCAGGCACUGGCUUAGGCCUCAGCAUUACUCAGUCUUUGGUACAUUUGAUGGGAGGCGAAAUAAGUAUCGUCGACAAGAAUAUUGGUGCAAAGGGCACUUGCUUUAGAUUCAACAUUUUCCUGAUAUCAUGUGAUCAGCCUCAACAACAUCAAGCAUUUAGUGUUAAUAAUGCAAGAGAAGAUUUGGAGUCACAUUUUGGAGGUUAUAUAUCUAGUGAUCACUCCUAUCAUUAUUCAGUAGCAAGUAGUAAUAGUAUCACUAGCCAUCAGAAACCAGAAAGUUCUAGUACUGUCAUUCUUUUCAUCAGGGAGGAGGAAAGAAGCCGAGUUCUUCGUAGAUUCGUGACGCGGAUCAUAGGCUUAGAGGUACAUGUGGCGAGGCAACACGAGCAAUUUUCACAUAAGCUCAAGAAGGUAAAAAAGGAAAUUAUCAACUUUUCAUCAUACAACUCUGCCUCCUCCUCCUCAGGGAAAUCAAAGGAAAUUCCUCUCGGUGCUUUAGAAGGAACAUAUGAUGAUCAUAUCCCGUCGUUUCAUAGGAGGGAAAGAGGACUUAAUUCUAAGAGCGCGCUUAUAAGAUUCAUCGUGAUUAUAAUUGACACAAGUGCUGGCCCUAUUCGAGAAAUAACUCGAGCUAUGGCUGAAUUUCGAAAGGACUUUCCCAAGAAUGUUUCCCUUCGAGUUGUUUGGCUCGAUAAACCAGGGCUAGAUGAUGAUAAGCUACCUUCAACAGAUAUAAUCCUGACAAAACCACUACAUGGUUCUUGUUUAUAUCAUGUGCUCGGAUUUGUACCAGAGUUCGGAGAUAAGAUUUUACCAACUGUCACACAAGAAACAAAGGAUGAAACAACUUCAAGAAUGAGGAUUCAGCAACCUCCAAUGAGGUCCAGAAGUCCACCCUUAGAAGCGAAAAGAGAGGAUGUUUCUGUUGAUGUUAAUGGAAGUUCUAAUAACAACUUACCUUUAACAGGAAAGAGAAUUUUGGUGGUUGAGGAUAACGCGAUAUUACUUAUGGUUUGCAAAAGAAUGGUUUCUCAGCUUGGUGCAACCAUUUACACAUGUAAAAAUGGUGAACAAGCUCUAGCUCAUAUUCGCACAGGCCUUAGUGAUCAACGCGAUAUAGGACCGUCUACUCCUUCACCACCAUUUGAUUAUAUUCUGAUGGAUUGUGAGAUGCCAUUGAUGGAUGGAUUUGAAGCAACCAGAUGCAUUAGGGAAGAAGAAGCGCGAUAUGGUAUUCGAAUUCCUAUUAUAGCUUUAACAGCUCAUUCAGCAGAAGAAGAGAUCAUAGCUAAGAUAUUUCAAGUUGGAAUGGAUUAUUACUUACCUGAUAAACGAAUCGACCGUGAUGAGCUUUUGAAAGCCAUAGAUUAUAUAGAGCAUAGAAAUGUUUAA
Nicotiana tabacum (common tobacco) is the source of this 3279-nucleotide messenger RNA. The record is from RefSeq and is a predicted model, not a curated record. Lineage: Eukaryota; Viridiplantae; Streptophyta; Magnoliopsida; Solanales; Solanaceae.